Myripristis murdjan (pinecone soldierfish) is the source of this 4759-nucleotide messenger RNA. RefSeq names its product SRY-box transcription factor 18 (gene sox18). Gene Ontology annotation, biological process: positive regulation of transcription by RNA polymerase II; angiogenesis; vasculogenesis. Bases 532 to 2340 code for a protein of 602 amino acids. NCBI's taxonomy places the organism in Eukaryota, Metazoa, Chordata, Actinopteri, Holocentriformes, Holocentridae. The transcript has 2 exons. Gene Ontology annotation, cellular component: nucleus. The record is from RefSeq and is a predicted model, not a curated record. Gene Ontology annotation, molecular function: DNA-binding transcription activator activity, RNA polymerase II-specific; RNA polymerase II cis-regulatory region sequence-specific DNA binding.
GACAGACGGCGAGUUGGACUGCCGGAGCGACUGAGGGGAAUCCAGCGUGGACAACCGCCGCACCGCACACUCCAAACAAGAACUGUUGUCUUUACUUUCCAGAGAGAGAGAGAGAGAGAGAGAGAGAGAGAAAAAAGAAAAAAAAAAAAAAACCAAGACAGAGAGAGUGAGAGAGCAGAGAGAAGGAAAGAAGCAGAGUCAUCGUGGAUCACGUUCAGGGGAAUAUUCCUGUCUGCUCCCUCUCUCCUCCUUUCUCGGCCGAGUCCUCCCUCUCCUCUCACAUCUCGAUGCUUUGCUUUGGGAUUUGUCCCCCAAAUCCAUCGCCCGCCUCUCUCGUCGGUCUCUCUCCCCGCGCGCCGCUGCUUGACUUUUCCAGAACUUUAAAGCCUAAAAAACCGAGACAGACGUUCGGAUCAGGAUCGAACUCGGACUAAAAGCCGAAACAGAGCAAAAGCAAGCAAAUUUUAAAAAAAAAAAAAAAAAAGAGAGAGAGAAAAGAAAGCCAGACCAAUCCCAGCAUCCGUUUCUGGGAUGAAUUUAGGCGAGCCUAAUUUCCCUCGGGAGUCCGGGAGUCUUCUGCGUCCGGGCCGGGUGUCCCUCGGGGGCCCGUGGGCGUCCAGGACCCCGAGUCCCGCCUCCGACUCCGACAUGGGCUUCGAGCAGAGCCUCUCCGGGGACUGCAGCUCCCCGGACGGCCUCGGCAUGGGACCCGGCUCGGCGAGGAGAGCCGACCCGAGGAUUUCUCUGGGCUCCGGGUCGAGGACGCAGAGCCCGGACGCCGGCCGAGCGGCAGGCGUGCAGGGAGGCCCUGCCGACGGGAAAGCAGGAGGGGGCGAGCCCAGGAUCCGCAGGCCCAUGAACGCCUUCAUGGUGUGGGCCAAAGACGAGAGGAAGCGCCUGGCCCUGCAAAACCCCGACCUGCACAACGCCGUGCUCAGCAAGAUGCUCGGCCAGUCAUGGAAGGCCCUGAGCGCCACAGACAAGCGUCCAUUUGUGGAGGAAGCAGAACGUCUGCGUGUCCAGCAUCUCCAGGAUCACCCCAACUACAAGUACCGCCCACGCCGCAAAAAGACCACCAAAAAGCUCAAACGUGUUGAACCAGGGCUCCUGCUCCACAGCCUGGCCCAGAGCGGCACACCUGGCCUUGGGUUGGGGCCGGGGGUCAGCCCUUUGGGUGCUGAAAGCCUUUCUGGUGGGUCCGCUUAUGGACCUCCUGGUGCCCACCCUCCACACCACCAUCACCCCCACCACCUGCUGCCAUCCCUGGGGCACUUCAGGGACCUCCAGCACCCGGGGCAUCCCGAGAUGGAGAGUUAUGGCCUGCCGACGCCAGAAAUGUCCCCUCUGGAUGUUUUGGAUGAUGGCAGCGGGGAGUCUGUGUUUUUUCCCCCACAUAUGCAAGAAGAGGCAGGGAUGGGGGGCUGGAAUGGGUACCACCACCUGCACCAUCACAACCAGCAUUACAGCCACCACAGCAGUCAUCAUUACAACAACCACAGUCACCAUAACUCCCUACACAGUACAGGAGCACACAGUCAGGGUUCAGCGAUGAGCAUCGGUGCCAGUUUAAGUCCCAGUAUCAGUUCCAGUUUGAGUCCAGGUGGCAGCUCCGGCAUCGACUCCAGGAUGGGCUCGAGCAUGAGCUCCACCGGCCCCGGCGCGACGAGCUCGGUCGACUCCAGGAUGAAUUCCACUCAUGCUUGCAGCGUCACUUCCAGCCACCACGUCGCCUUGAGGAGUCCUGGAAAGUGCCCACCUCAUCUUCCCAAUUCCUGUUCUCCUGCAACCUACGCGCCGCCGUCCAUCAGCCUCUCCGAGCCGAUCAAACCCCACCAAACACCCCUGAGCGGCGGCGCUCCUGUCAGCUACUUCAGCCAAAUGUAUGGAAGCGGCGUCCAUAACCCUGCACACUUCACCCCGUCCCACCUGGGGCAGCUGUCACCUCCCCCUGAAACCUCCUCCUCCAUCGCGCCCUCAUCCCUCCUUCCUCCCACGCACUUAGACCCUUCUGAUCCCGAGUCCUCUGGCCACUUGGGCCCCUCUGCUGAGUUUUGGUCCGAGGUGGACAGGCACGAAUUUGACCAGUACCUAAGUGUCGGCAGGACCCGAGGCGAGGCCUAUGGACUUGCUGAAGGCUGUGGAACCGUGUCCAAAGUUCUAGGUGGGCGCUCCAGCGGUGGUAGUGGUGGUCUUAAUGGUGGUGUUGCCAGUAUUGUCAAUAGAGAUGUAAGUAGCAUUAUUAGCAAUAGUGGUGGGUGUGAAGAGGGGAGCAGCCCACUUAUAUCUGCUCUUUCUGACGCCAGCAGUGCUGUCUAUUAUAGUGCCUGUAUCACUGGAUAAAUACCUUCAUCUCAUCUCUUGAAGCACCGCGUAGAACUGCACAGUUUGUUUUAGCCCAUGUUAACAACAGAAGGAUGGUGGAGAGAGUGUUUGGGAAGCGUUGUUUUGGAUCUUAGUUUUAGUCGAGUCAAUAAUCUGGCUAUCUUAGGUUUCAAAGACUCCCAUUCUAAUUUAUGAUCCUGCCCUUUGCUGUUUAACAGUGAAAAAAGACGACCUACAUGCAAACCAGAAUUUUAGCUUCACUAACAGCUACCCCUCGUCUUGUGGUUCUUUGCCCUUUGUUCUGCCCCCAAGAAAUGUUUGUAGAAUUAAAACUCUAAACUGCAACCUGCAGGAUUCAACUGUUAAUCGAGUCAAGCCUUGUUCUGAAUCUUGAAUCGAUCUAAAACUGAAAGAAAUCUGUUAAUGUGGUGAACCAGAUGCAGCUGAUACUUUCAUGGCUGUCAAGUUGGCCUGGUGGCUACACUUACUGGUGGCUAUAUAUAUGUUAUAGGUUGUAGUUUCAAUCUCUGCAGUGCCUUUGAGCAAAACGCUGAACCCCUUUACCCCUGCACUCUGAACCCUCUAGUGACAGGCAAUCAUGUUUCGGAAGGAUUAUGCUUGUGAAAUAAAUCUCUUAAUUGCACAACCACCACAAAUCUCCACUCCAAAACAUCAUCUCAUAUCAUUUUUGACAUUUCGUCUCAGGACCCGAUAAAUAUUCAUCUCCAUUGAACUUUGUUGGUUAAAAGGAUUAAGGGGAAGGAAACUUUACACCAAAAACAGACGAGAGAAGAUGGACGGAGGAAGGACGGAUGGAUGGAUUCAAUGAGAGACAGACUUGAAUUGGCUUCAGCGUAUCACUCUGUAGCGUUGUCGGGAAAGCCUUGGCCAUCGGCCCAAAGCAGACCACUGAGGUCUCCCACAAACUGUCAGGACAUUUUACAUGGCUGGGUUGGGGUUUUCCUUACCCCAAUACAUGCCAUUCUCUCUCUGUCUCAGGCUGUGAUAAAUUGUCAUGUCAAACCCCAUGCCAAAAUAAUGCUGCCUUGCUUGUAGGCAAACGUGGUUCAAAAUCUUUUCUGAACCAUUAAGCUCCUCUGGUAGUUUCAAGCCACCAAGCAGCUCUUGUUACUUUAAAAUGUCAGCUCUUAAAAUUGAUUUGCAUGGCUCAUUACCACCCUCAGUGCUGUAUUUUGGUGGAGGAAAGCUGAAGAGACCACUUAUCGUUAUCAUUAUUAUUAUUUUCAUUAAAUAAGUGCCACUUGGGGAAUGAGUCUGCAAGCAAUACUAAAGAAAGCAGCUUGACAUGAGGAUCCUUGCUCUAAUUCAAUUUAUUCCAUCAAAUGUCCCAUUAUGGGAAGCCUUUUGAAUCAUAUUUGAUGUAGCCACUUACUGUAUAUAGAUGCGAUGCCUCUUGCCUGUAUUUGAAGGAGAAAUUAAGACUAUGAAAUGUUCUCUUUGCACUGGGUUAAAUAUUUUAACUGUAUAGAAGGAACACUACUUAUUGACAAUCAUAAUGCAUAAUUCUUAAUGUUUUUUGUAAGAAAAAGAAGGUGCUUUUGUUGUUAUUUGAGGAUUCUUGUUUUUCUGGAAGUGAUUUAUAGUCAAGGGUGAAAGAACUGGGGCAGUGAGCUUCUGCUGAUCUUGUUGCUCGACUCUUUUAUGGUGUAAUUUGUAAUUUCCCAUCAAAACAUAAGCAUGAGGUGAACAACACAGCUCGCAGGUCUUCGUGGAUCCUCCACUGCCAACAUGUUAGGACUUGUUCAACCAAUGACAUCAGCAAAAAAAGACCAAAUUGCUCACUGCACCAAUAAUUUUGGCCGUUUUGGCUGUUUGUAAAAUGUGAAUUUGUGAGUUUAUUUGUGGAGAAGAACAUGAAAAAUCAACAGUGGUAGCCAUUGUACACAUCCUGUUUCAUGUGUUUAUCUAGCAUCUAUCUUGCAGUAGUUUUGUAUACUGUGGUAGCAAUUCUAGAAGUCCCUCUUCAUGCAUUCAUGCCGCAUCUGUUGUGCAUUAGUACAACAGACAGUUCGGGGCUCGAACAUUAUUCUGUAAAACAAAUAAAGUAUUUUUUACAACACAACUCCGCUAUCAACCGACCAGUCACCAUGUAACCGCCGAUGGCUGAAAAGAGAGGAAAACUUAAUUUUUCCAAACAGUUCCUCUUGGGGACGGAGCCAAAGAGCAGCAGGAGUUCAACAAGCCUGCAGUAAAAUAGUGGGACUUCUGCAAUGGCUACAUCUGCAUUUGACAUUCUUUUCCGUUGACACCAAACGGAGUCUUGUUCCCAUUUUAAUUUACUGGGACACACAGAGAACAUCAGAGACACAGGCGUUUUAGUCCUGCAGUAACUCUGGGCUUUUGGUAAUAAUUAUCUUUGAAAAGAAAAAAAAAAAAAAACACUCAAGAUUUUGGGAUUAAAACAAAGGACAUUUUU